ACCCACGCAGGCUGCAUGCAAGCGAGAUUAGUCUUGAGCUUUUGCGUCCUGAUCGGUACUGUCCGUAAAUCACGAGAAGGUCAGACGGUUUGAGCUACAAGCCGAGAAAACUCGUUUUAAUUAUCAAAACAAAAUGCAUGUUAAUAAGUCUGUUUAAAAACAAGAAGGGGAUCUUCUUUUGCAACAAGAAGGGGUCAUACUUUUUAGAAACCUGUCGAUUCUAUUCUCGCUUUCUGUGAUCCACUGGUUGAUAUGUCUCGUUCACUGUCAAUAUUGCUGGUGGGAGAAGGGAACUUUUCAUUUUCCGCUGCUUUGUGUUGCUUUCCAUCGGAGAUGAGCGUCACAGCCACUUGUCUGCAGCCGCAGGAGGAGGCACUGCGGCAGGAAGGUGCACUCAAUAACAUGCAGAUCAUCAAGGACUCCGGUGGAAGGGUGCUUUUCGAGGUAGACAGCACAAAGCUUGGAGAAUGUGCAUCCCUGCAAGGGCAUCUAUUUGACCGUGUCGUUUUUAACUUUCCACACUGCGGGAGAAAGAGCGGAGUUAAAAAGAACAGACAACUUCUCCAAGAUUUCUUUCUCAGUUGCAUUCAGGUGUUAGCCGAAGAUGGGGAGGUUCACGUUUCCCUCUGUAACGGACAAGGCGGGACGCCGGCCGACCAGCCGAGGCGAGAGCGGCAUAACAGCUGGCAGGUGGUCGCCAUGGCUGCAGAAGCACGCCUCAUCCUCAGUGAUGUCCGCCCUUUCGAAAGUGACAAAUACCAGAUCUACAAAUGCACCGGAUACAGGAGUCAGGAUAAAGGCUUCCAUUUGGAGAAUGCUAUGCUCCAUGUGUUUACUCGUAGCGUUCCCUACAGCUGUCCUCAGGUGUUUAAAAUGGAGGAGUUUGUGGAAGGAGAAAAAAUCCAGUACAACAUACCGUCCGAACUCAGUGACUACAUAUCUCGGGGCUUCCUCACUUCAGAUUCUGUCCAUCCUGUCAAAUUGGUGCAAGAUUUUCUUCUGGAAAGGUUACAGGAAAAGUGGUCAGUCUCCAUGAUGACAGAGACCCUUCCCCUGCUCAUCACAGCCAAACAGUUGCAUUUAGGUUGCCCUGAUAUCGACCACACAUUGUUCUACUGGAUUCACACUUGUCAGAAAGAGCUGGAUUGUGAGGCUUGUACAUCCGCACGUGAGUCGGAGGGUAAGGGAGUGGAUGGAAUAAGGUCAUUGUGCUCUCCUGAUGUUGACCUUGAAGGGGAAACUGCUGUUUAUAUGUUACGGCCCUCGUUACGCCCCCUGAUGGAAGUCGCUAAGACCAGUGUUGAGACAGAAAUGGAAAAAAAAGAUCUUAAAGGAAUUCAUUUGGAUCACGGUGUGGCGAGCUCGCUGGUCGGUGUCAGCGGUCUGGUGUUCCAAAAUGUUCCGGUCAAACACUGGGCUCUGCCUGUCUUCCACGAGCUGCUCUUUACUGGUGUUCUCCAUAAAAAGUACGAGCCUGUAAAAGUUCUUGAGCAGACUUUGGGAACGCUGCUAGCGCCCUAUGGUGUCUCCUUGGUGACCAAGCAGGAAGGUCUGCAUCUGGUUGCACAGCCAAUGGGUUUAAUCGGUAAAGUACUCACAAAUAACACCAGUGACGUCAGUGUGACCGUUUCUUUAAAUCUGGACCUCCUCGCCGUGCUCAUGUUCUCAUUCCCGGACUGGAGGCUGCUCUGGUCACAUGACCCGCGCUUCUCACAGCAGUUUGCCAUAAGACCAACCCCUGGGACACCUUUCGCCACAUAUUCCCUGUACCCUGAGAUCUUCAGCUUUGACAUCAGCUUCUGGACAGAGAUGGCGUGGGAGGAGAAGAAAUUCCACGGGCUGGUCCGUGAGGCCUCCUGCGGGACUGUGGAGCAUGUUAAACUCAUUGAUCAAUUCUCACAUCCGGAUCUGAGCCAGACCAGCUACUGCUACAGGCUGGUUUACCACUCACAUACACAUGCAUUGUCACACACACAAGCCAUCCAAUUCCACAAACGCUUGGAGUCAUUGCUGUCCUCAUGCUUGGAAGUUACAAUUAGGUAGCAGCUAAUAUUACUAAAUUUGGCUGUUAAAUGUGAUUUAUUUUCAGAGUUGUAACUCCCUGCAUAUUAGAAUAUUAAUAUAAGCAAAUGUUGUGUGAAAGUGGUUGGGAAUCUCUGCUCUAAAGCUAUUUUAUAGAAAGAAUGGAAAUAAGAGAAUGUGCCAGUUUCAUAUAUUUAUUAAUCAGUAUUAUUUAAUGUUUGAGUUGUAUGCUCAGCAAGAGACUUUGAGCCAAAAUUAAAAUACGUUGAUGCAUUGUGCAAUAUAUGCAAGAAAACAAAGAGGCUCAUACUGUGUAAUAAACAAUAGAAUCUCAUGUUACAUCCAAAAAUUGUAAAAUGCUCCACACGAUAAUUAAUGCAAGGAGCAAGUGUACACAAUUCAAUGCAUUAUGUAAAAUGCAGUACUGUAUAUAGUCAUGUUUACAAUAA
Messenger RNA from Syngnathus typhle (broad-nosed pipefish), 2471 nucleotides. RefSeq names its product ferredoxin-fold anticodon binding domain containing 1 (gene fdxacb1). The record is from RefSeq and is a predicted model, not a curated record. The coding region runs from base 253 to 2043 and encodes 596 amino acids. NCBI's taxonomy places the organism in Eukaryota, Metazoa, Chordata, Actinopteri, Syngnathiformes, Syngnathidae. Gene Ontology annotation, cellular component: cytoplasm. The transcript is spliced from 5 exons. Gene Ontology annotation, biological process: rRNA base methylation. Gene Ontology annotation, molecular function: rRNA (uridine-N3-)-methyltransferase activity.